AGCGUAUGCGUUGUGCACGAGCAAAGGAAACUAAACGCAUUUAAAAUUUGUUGGACGAGUUUCUUUUCACAGUAUGAGAUAGCUUUCCAUGUACAUGAACAGUUAGUCAGCUCAACAAAUCUGUGCUUUCACCAGUGGGCCCUAUAGACAUACCACGCGAGGAUACCUUGCCAUCACAGGUCAUGCUUCCACAAUUUUAUAGUUGUGCCGCCAAGGCGUGGUCUCUGAAAUCCUUCUUUCUGGUCCUUAUCACAGCAUUCAGAUGCACACAGGCAGGCGAUUUUGCUCUCAUUGCUGACACCGACAACGGAACCAUUUACGCGGGUAGAAUGAGCCAGGAUCUUGGUGACCUGUCGCCCCUCCCUCUCCGAGGAUUGGUGCGCCCGGUGGCAGUUGACUAUGACCCGGUGGAGCAAAUGGUUUACUGGAGUGACGUGGGUAGUCAGCCGUCUCGUAAGAUCUCCCGUGCACAUCUGAAUGGCACAAACCAAACGACCGUCUUGGAUUCCCUUCGCUUACCUGACGGACUGGCGUUGGAUGUUCAGGCAAGGAUGAUUUACUGGACGGAUGGUGUAUUGGGGUAUGUGGGACGAGCAAGCAUGGACGGCACUGGGAAUCGUGAGAUCAUUGUGGACAAUCUCGAUAAACCACGAACCAUUGUAACUGAUCACGGCCGUGGACACAUCUACUGGACGGACUGGGGGACAAGUCCCCGCAUAGAGAGGGCAGAUCUUGACGGUGGGAACAAGAUAACUGUAGUUGGGACUGACCUGUACUGGCCAAACGGAGUCACUAUUGACGGGGACGUCUUGUAUUGGUGCGAUGCUUUCCUCGAUAAAAUCGAGCGAAGCGAUCUUUCGGGUGUCAACCGAUUAGUCUUACUCAACUUGACCGCCCACGGUAACUUUCAUCCGUUCGAUUUGGCUGUGUACGGAAGUGAAAUUUACUGGACGGACUGGAAAGUGGAAACUUUGGUCCAAGUGAACGUGAACGGCAGAGGGGAGCGGAAUUUCGGUCCCUCGAUAUUUCAAAAGGCGGAAGGGAUUCACAUCGAAGAGGAACCAAAUUAUUGUGAUAGCUCCCCCUGUAACAACGGUGCCACUUGUGUGGAUGUUAUCAACGGGUUCAUCUGCCAGUGCCCACUUAGUCACAGUGGAAUUUUCUGCUUCGAAGCUUCUGUCUGUCAACUUUCGCCUGAUCCAACCAAUCUUCUGCGGGUAUCUGACCCGCAGGCGGCGUACCUCCCGGGAGAGUACGUCGAGUACGACUGCCCGGACGGAUACCAACUGGAAGGGUCUGCCACGCAGAUCUGUCGCUCAGAUUUGACCUGGUCAGGGCAGAUACCUAGAUGCAAAGCUUCUGUCUGUCAACUUUCGCCUGAUCCAACCAAUCUUCUUAGGAUGGUAUCUGACCCGCAGGCGGCGUACCUUCCGGGAGAGUACGUCGAGUACGACUGCCCGGAUGGAUACCAACUGGAAGGGUCUGCCACGCAGAUCUGUCGCUCAGAUUUGACGUGGUCAGGGCAGAUACCUAGAUGCAAAGUUAAUCAGUGCGUGUUUACUCUGAACCCAUCGGACGCGCUAACGGUCGUUUCUGAACAGCAAGCGGUGUACGUUCCCGGUGCGGUGGUCCAGUAUGCCUGUCCGGACGGAUAUCAACUGAACGGGUCCUCCUCCCAAAUUUGUCUUUCGAAUCUCACCUGGUCCGGUCAGCCGGCUAGUUGCACACCCAUGAAGACGCCCACUACCAACAAUAAAAACAAUAGUUCAAAAAAUGCCACGCCUGUGGCAAUCGUCGCCGGGGGUGUUGGGGGCGCUGGGCUGAUUCUCGUCAUAAUUUGCGUCGUGGCGAUCACACUCCGGAGGAGACAGAGACGGCGUUUGGGAGUACAGGUGCAAUGUUCAAACACGGCGGAUUACACAUGCGAAGACAUCUUCCCAGAUGAGUAUAGAACAUACACAAGUGCAACCUAUGAAAAGCGAAUUGAACCGUUGUACCAGGAAUCCCUGUUCUGAAGUAUGCAUAGUGAGUUACCGUGAGCAACUAGAAUGAAAGAGCGCCUUCAAGAAGCAAUGAAUGUACUUACCGGUGAUCCUUCGUGAAGUUCAUGAUCAGCGCGUUCGAUUACUUCACUGGCGCUGACCUUUGCAGUUGGUGUCUUCAGUUUGAAACCACGGACGUCAUGUUAAAAAAGCAUUAAAUUUUUUAAUGGGCCUAUAUGACGUCCGUGGUUUAGCAGGCAUGAACACGUGUACAAUAGAGCCUGAAAAUAAAGGUCAUGCAGCGAGCUGUCCUAUCAAGUUCGAUCAUUUUUGGAAGAAGGAUUCCUAACUAAAACCACCCCAUGACACUCAUGUAGGAGUUUUACCUUUGUUUUCCUCAAGCAAUAUUCAGGAAAAGUCACUUGGAGAUGGGUAGAAAACGAAUGUUAUUAACGACCUUUCAUUAUCGGCGGUAUCGUGUCUAUGUCUCCUGUAUAGUUCAUGCACAUUUGUUUUCAAUCCCUGUGCUUAUGUGGAAACGAGAUUGUACAACGUUGCAAAGAUUUACCUACCUACAGUCAAUGGGUUCCUGAUCAUGGACGUAAUUAAAACCCUGGACUUGCACGCCUUUGUAUGAACUUGAAGAAGAAGCCAACCAGCGGCCAUUUUACCGAGUCGAAUACAAAGGCGUGGAUUGGCUCCCCUUUAUUGACGUCAGGAAGAACAAAGGCGGGCAUUGCCAGGAAAGCUCUGUGGGUGCACCACCUGAAAUAUAUUCCCAUAGACAGCAUUGAUACAUCCCCAUACUUCACAAAUAUU
This is a messenger RNA of Acanthaster planci (crown-of-thorns starfish), 2801 nucleotides long. RefSeq names its product E-selectin-like. Lineage: Eukaryota; Metazoa; Echinodermata; Asteroidea; Valvatida; Acanthasteridae. Gene Ontology annotation, molecular function: calcium ion binding. The record is from RefSeq and is a predicted model, not a curated record.